Messenger RNA from Oreochromis niloticus (Nile tilapia), 1179 nucleotides. RefSeq names its product L-rhamnose-binding lectin SML. Gene Ontology annotation, molecular function: carbohydrate binding. Bases 301 to 978 code for a protein of 225 amino acids. Lineage: Eukaryota; Metazoa; Chordata; Actinopteri; Cichliformes; Cichlidae. The transcript has 9 exons. The record is from RefSeq and is a predicted model, not a curated record.
AAGAGUAAUGAAUGAGCCCUUUGUUGGGCUUGAAAACAAAAACCACUUUGAUUUUGUGAAAUUCUUACCAUCAUCAUCAUUGCAGUCCAAAGACAACAAGUCAUUGUCCAUUGCGUUUGAUGCACUUGAACAACAAUGCGAGUUGGUCACAUGUUCACGUUUUUCACCAGGAGGUAAGAGCCAGUAGUUGUGCAAGGUCAAGCUCUUGUUCAAUUCUUGACCCAGCAGGAUAAAUACCAGCGUAACCGUCCCAGCCACUAUCAGUUCUACAAGCCUCUCGAGACUGGAGCUUCUACAACCAUGCUCUGCUACAGACUCUGCACCACGCUGCUGCUUGCAACAGCUUGUUUGCUCACAUCAUCAGUUGUUUCCACGGAGACAGCAGUGACCUGCGAUGAUGGAAUCAAUGUCCAGCACUUAAGCUGUGAUAAUGGAGUGAUCAGAGUGCAGGCAGCACUGUACGGACGUAGAGACCGUGAGACCUGCAGUGAGGGCAGGCCUCAGAAUCAGCUUGACAAUACACAGUGCUCUCAAAGCGGCACCGUGGAUAUCCUUAAGACAAGGUGUGAUGGCAGGAAGGUGUGCGAGAUAAACACAAAUGUCGUUCGUACCUCGGAUCCCUGCGUCGGCAUCUUCAAAUACCUGGAGACCAACUACACCUGCUUCCCAGCAAUUCAAACAGUGGCCUGUGAGGGCUCUUUGGCACAUUUGUACUGUGAUGUUGGGCAGGUAAUAUUUGUCUACGGAGCUUACUACGGACGCCUUGACAAGACCACCUGCUCUUACAGGCGGCCUGACUCUCAGAUUCAAAAUGUGUACUGCUCAAACCCCACUCCCAAAGUCGCUGAGAGGUGUAACGGGAAAAACAGCUGUACUGUCAGCGCCAGCAACUCUGUCUUUGGAGACCCCUGCGGUGGCACGUACAAGUACCUGGAGGUGUCUUACGUUUGUGAUUAUCCUGUCACCAUCACUCCAUAAACUUCUCUGAUAUUAGUUUCAUGUCACAAGCAUUUACUUCACUUUCACAAAUAUAAGAUUAAAAUUUCUGUCUCAUUCAAAUUUUAAAUAAGACACUUUGUUAAUCUUGUGGUUUCUCACUGGGAAACAUAUAAUAUUAGUCAACUCUGUUUGUACAAUCUGCAUAACACAAUAAACAUGGCAAAUUUGCAUACUAUAAAA